AUGCGAUUCACUCCUCACAGAGACGAGCGACUGCAGUACGAGUUUGGCGACGUGGGGUCGGACUACGACUCUUUGACGGAGUCUGAGGACGAUCUGGAGGACCUGGGCCAGAUUCUGGCGUCGGUGAACCUGAAGAACCGGUUUGAGUAUGUUAGUAAGGUUUACGAGGAGGAGGAGAAACAGCCGGUUGUUGUGCGGAUUGGGCGGGUUGACGAUGGCGAGGAGGCUGGUCCGAUUGACGCGGAGUUGGUGGAGGACGAGAAGUUCGAUUUCUCCGAGUAUUACUCCCAAAGGGUCUCCAAGAGGCUUGAGCAAAGUAGAAAACGGGUGUUGGAGCUUGAGGCGGCGGAGAACGAGAGAAUUCGACAGAUCAAGGAACAGAAACGGCUGGAGGAGCUCAGGAAGCGCCAGGAGGAAGAACGUCGCCGCAAAGAGGAGGAAGAACGUCGGCUGGCGGAAGAGAAGAGGAAACAGCUCGAAGAACAGAAACGCAUAGAAUUGGAGCAGCAGAAACGGCUGGACGAGGAGAAGAAGAAGAAGGAAGAGGAGGAGCGCAAGCGGGCCGCUUUGGAGGCCGCCAAGAAGGCCGAGAAGGGCAAGACAAACUUUCUGGCUGUUGAGCAGCUGUUUUUCAAGUACAAGCAGGAUAUUGUGGAUAUCAAGGCCAACGUGGUGGAGAAGUUGAAGGACCCGGCCAACAACGGACUGAAAAAGAUCGUGGGCGCGCAGAAGCGGAAGAUCAACCCGAAGUUUGGCCAGUUGACCAACAGCGAGCCGCAAUGGCAGCGGAUUGUUUCGCAGAUCUACGAGCUGGUGACCGAGGCCAAGACCAACGAGCUCGCGUACAAGUGGCUGCUGAACUUCAUGGCCAAGGCGAUUGUCAGUCAGGCGGAAACAGAGGUCACGGUGAAGCCAGACAGCUCUGUUCCGUUGGCAAAGCUGGCAUUGAACCUGAUGGUUGUUUUCCCCGAGUUCAGUUACUAUUUGCUGGCACGGUUCGUGAAGAAGUGUCCUCUGGUGAUUGGAUACACGUGCAAGAUCGACACGGAGGAGGGCCGGCUACGGAUGGGCUGGAAACGCAAGGGCGACGGCAAGUGGGAGGAAGAUAUCCAGUACGACGAGCGGUUGUCGGGGAUAGCCACUGUUUACGCUGUGAUGUGUCGGUACACGAUCGACACAACGUUUUUCCGGUGCGAUGUGGGGCAGACACAGCACCCGUUGCCGAUUUCGAACGCGUGGAGACUGCAGAGCCGGCUGCUGAACACGCCGAUGGAGCUGGUGACCAACGUGCACUUUGCCGUGGCUGGUGCGUGGUGGGAGGCGUGUGCGCACGAGAUGUGUCAAGCUUAUGGGAAACAGGGCCAGAAGCUGCUACAGGUGACAUGUAUGGACUGGACGGCCAGUGUGGCUGAGCGCAAGUACAGCGGGGCCGCGCGUCUGCGGCUGAUGGGGGACGAUUGGCACUCGAGUGGGGGGCUCAAGAAAUUCAAACGCAUGAUGGCGCAGGACGUGCCUAAUCAAUAA
Messenger RNA from Ogataea philodendri, 1524 nucleotides. RefSeq lists its product as uncharacterized. The record is from RefSeq and is a predicted model, not a curated record. The coding region runs from base 1 to 1524 and encodes 507 amino acids. Gene Ontology annotation, molecular function: inositol hexakisphosphate binding; phospholipid binding; translation initiation factor binding. Gene Ontology annotation, biological process: regulation of translational initiation; regulation of translational termination; poly(A)+ mRNA export from nucleus. NCBI's taxonomy places the organism in Eukaryota, Fungi, Ascomycota, Pichiomycetes, Pichiales, Pichiaceae. The transcript has a single exon. Gene Ontology annotation, cellular component: cytoplasm; nuclear pore cytoplasmic filaments; nuclear pore.